Molecule: messenger RNA, 3472 nt
Organism: Oreochromis aureus
Lineage: Eukaryota; Metazoa; Chordata; Actinopteri; Cichliformes; Cichlidae
Gene: map3k12
Product: mitogen-activated protein kinase kinase kinase 12
Exons: 15
Coding region: 142-3015 (957 amino acids)
Biological process (GO): JNK cascade; protein autophosphorylation
Molecular function (GO): JUN kinase kinase kinase activity; ATP binding
Source: RefSeq, a predicted model, not a curated record
GGGGAAAAGAGCCAGAGAGCACAUCUUCUACAGGAGAAAUUAUUCCACCGGACCCUGCAAACACACAGUGGAUUCAUCAGGCUUUCUUCUCAUCUGUCCAUCCUCCAUCCACCCUGACCUGCUGUGUUGGGGAAACCCCUGAUGAGUGGGACCUGUAUCCAUGAGCCCCGUGCCCCUUCCCCCUCCCUGUCAGGCUUCAGUACCCCCAUCUCAGAACCUCCCUAUCGAAGACUCGAUGGAGACACCCCUGCCUGCACCCCUGAAACUGACCUGACCCCCACACAGUGUGUCCUUCGUAACGUAUUGUCCAUCGACACCGGCGGACAGGGAGUGCCCGGCGGAAGCAGCCCCACUCCCAGUGAUGGACCCUCAGCCCACUUUGACAACAGCGUGCUAAAACUACAUGAACAUGAGGCCUGCCAGUGUGGCGGCGGGGCCGAGGCGGGCCACAGUCCGGAGGCUGGCGCUGUUCGGAGCCAGUCGGAGAACAUUCGCCUACAAUCAGGAAGUGGAGGUUUUUUGGAGGGACUGUUUGGCUGCCUGAAACCAGUCUGGACCAUGAUUGGAAAGGCCUACUCCACUGAACACAAACAUAAUCACGAAGAGUCCUGGGAGGUUCCAUUUGAGGAAAUCUCUGACCUGCAGUGGGUGGGCAGUGGUGCACAGGGGGCCGUCUUCCUUGGCAAGUUCCACGGAGAAGAGGUGGCUGUGAAGAAAGUGCGGGACAUCAAAGAGACUGAGAUCAAACAUCUCCGCAAACUCAAGCAUCCCAACAUUAUUACUUUCAAGGGUGUAUGCACCCAGGCUCCCUGUUACUGUAUCUUGAUGGAAUAUUGUGCUCAAGGGCAGCUGUAUGAGGUGCUGAGGGCAGGCCGUAAAAUCACACCUUCCCUCCUGGUUGACUGGUCCAUGGGCAUUGCAGGUGGCAUGAACUACCUACACCUCCACAAAAUCAUCCACAGAGACCUCAAGUCCCCCAACAUGCUGAUCACACAUGAUGACUUGGUGAAGAUCUCUGACUUUGGGACUUCAAAGGAGCUCAGUGACAAGAGCACCAAGAUGUCGUUUGCCGGCACUGUAGCCUGGAUGGCUCCUGAAGUUAUUCGGAAUGAGCCGGUGUCAGAAAAGGUGGACAUCUGGUCCUUUGGAGUGGUGCUCUGGGAAAUGCUUACAGGAGAGAUCCCUUAUAAAGAUGUCGACUCAUCUGCAAUCAUCUGGGGUGUGGGAAACAACAGCCUUCAGCUGCCCAUACCGGAGAGCUGUCCAGAUGGCUUCAAGAUCCUCCUCAGACAGUGCUGGAACUGUAAGCCCAGAAAUAGACCUUCUUUCCGCCAGAUCCUUCUUCAUCUGGAUAUAGCGUCAGCUGAUGUACUGUCGACUCCUCAAGAAACAUACUUCAAGUCUCAGGCUGAAUGGAGGGAAGAGGUGAAGCAGCACUUUGAGAAGAUUAAAUCUGAUGGCACUUGUCUCCACCGACUCGAUGAGGAGCUGAUCAACCGACGCCGAGAGGAGCUCAGGCAUGCUCUGGACAUUCGUGAGCAUUAUGAGAGAAAACUGGAGAGGGCUAACAACCUUUACAUGGAGCUCAGUGCUGUCAUGCUGCAGCUGGAGCUGAAAGAGAAAGAGUUGCAGAGGAGAGAACAGUCUUUGGAUAAGAAGUAUCCAGGCUUGUUCAAGCACCAUAGUUCCAGACAGAGCAGCUCCUCAAAUUCCAUGGACAAACUCAUCAAGAAGAGAAACGUCCCACAAAAACUUCCCUCGGGAAAGAGGCCAGACAUUCUUAAGUCUGAGGUAAUCAUUCCCAAAAUGGACUCCUCCGUAAUGCAAGUCACUAUCCCAGCCUGCCCUAACAGGAGCUCCACUUCUCCCAGCCGGUCUCGGAGGGUAAAGACCCGCCAUCGUAAGCCCGGUAAGGGCAGCAGUGGGGACCUGGCUGGACUUAAAGCCAAUCAAUCCUCCCCUAACCGGGACACAACUGCCCAAGUUAACAGUUCUACCACUAACACCUCGAAGCAGCUCCUGGAGCCUUCCGCAGCCCUGCGGGGCCUCAGUCACGAGCAGCAGCAGAGGCAGCUAUCCUCCUCCAGCCCUGACCUCAUCUGCACCACGCUAGAGGCAGACAGCCAAGGAAAAGGGGAGCCCUCUGUGGGUGGGCUGGAGAGAGGAGGGAGCCUUAGUGCCUCUGCCGGUUUAGGGGGGUCAGAGGGAGGGGCGGCCGGUCUGGACGAUCUCACAGAAACCCCCCCACGCAGUGACACGCCCAGCGAGGAUGCCGCAUCGUUCCCGUUCUCCAGCAGCCCGGACUCACCGUGUGGGAGGGGGGCGGCAGCAGGACGGGGCUCUCUGGGAUCUCCACGCCUUCCUCACGACGGGGAAGAUAAAGAGGAGGGAGCAGGUGUUGUGAGGCUGCCCCGGGGAGCAUCAGGUGGAAUCGGGAGUCAGCACCUCACACCUUCAGCCAUUCUGUACAGGGCAGCUAUCACACGCAAACAGAGGCGUGGAGUGUCAUCAGAAGAGGAGGAGGGUGAAGUUGACAGUGAGGUUGAGUUACCACGGAGACGACGCCCGACCAGCAUUACCAAGUGCCAGUCGGUGUCUACAUUCAGUUCAGAAAAUCUGUCUGUAUCGGACGGUGAAGAGGGCCACACAACUGACCACUCUCACAGCGGUACUCCCGAUGUUGUCAGCACUAACACCGACGACAGGUUGGAUGACCGCAGCGACGACCUCCUCUCUCAGGGGUCGGAAAUCCCUGUGGACAACACCGACCCUGCCCAGGCUUCUGAUGGCCUGUCGGAGAGAGACGGAGCUCUGGGCCAGGCCAAGGCUCAGCUGGAUGCCGGGCAGAAUCCUAAUGAGAGUCGAGCCUUGUGCGAUGAUUCUGACUGCGACAGUGCUGAGCUGGAUCAGUCGGGUAGUGGCGAGCUCAGCCGUCCUCCCAGUGCCGGAGCGUGGGCGCCGCCAUCUCAACCUUAUCAGGGGUCUCCACAGGCUCCCCAUACAGGACCUCCAUAGAUCACUGGACACUAGGAAAGAUCCAGCUACUCUACAGGAGCCCCCACCCAACUCAAACCCAGGACAUUUGGUUCCAGUGCAUCUUUGACUUGUAAGAGAAAGCAAUUUGAUUUGUUGCUUGAUGUGUAAAUGCAGCAGAAAACCGAAAAGCAGCAGCUCUCAUCCACGAAACCUAAAUAGAGACUGAUUUGUGAAAUCGGUGGAGUACCAUGCAGUAAUGAACCAAAAGGCCUCCGGUUGUUCAGGAUGUUGGCAGGCUUCAUAAAAACCUCAUCUGUUCCUUUUACCCUUUAAGAUUACUGCAGAAGUACCCAGAUAAAGAAUAGAGCACUUCUCUGUGAUGGUUACUAGUAGAACAGUAAGUAUCCUUUGGGUUUGAAUAGAAAUGUUUUGUUUUUAUACAGCAUUGCACAUUGUACUUGUAACAUAGGAAUUAUAUCAAAAGCAAAAUAUUAUG